AUGGACCCCCCUCUCAUCACCCUGGAAGAACACUUCUUCUCCUCGGCGGCGUCGACCUCUGAAACCAUCUCGACGCAAUACUCGGAGCAAUUCAAACACAUUCCCAAUCUCCUCGACAAACUCACCGACCUCUCGACGCUGCGACUGUCCCAAAUGGACCUCGGCCACGUCUCGUUCCAGAUCAUCUCCCACGCGCCCGGCAGCCUCACGGCGUCUGAGUGCCAGAGCGCCAACGACCAGCUCUUCUCCGCGAUCCGAGCCCACCCGGACCGGUUCGCAGGGUUCGCCGUGCUGCCCAUGUCCGACCCGGUCGCGUGCGCGGCCGAACUGACGCGGUGCGUGACUGAGCUCGGCUUCGUCGGGGCGCUGGUGGACAACCACACCCCCUCGGGGGGUUACUACGACGACGAAGCCUACCUGCCCUUCUGGACCGCGGCGUCGGACCUCGACGUGCCCAUCUACCUGCACCCGACGUGGCCCACGGCCACGCAACUCUCGACGCUGUACACCGGCAACUUCUCGCGGUCCGCGAGCAAGUCCAUCUCGGCCAGCGCGUUCGGGUGGCACUCGGACGUCGCGACGCACGUCCUCCGCCUCGUCGCGAGCGGACUGUUCGACCGCCUCCCCGCCCUCAAAGUCGUCAUAGGGCACAUGGGCGAGAUGCUCCCGUUCAUGUUGGGUCGGAUCGCGCAGCUGAGCGUGCGGUGGACGGCGGCGGGACCCGAGGAAAAGGACGACGACGACGCCGCCGACCACCCGCCGCCGCCGCCGACGCCGUUCAAGGACGUGUGGGACCGCAACAUCUGGAUCACGACCAGCGGGAACUGGAGCGUCGACCCAAUGGCCACGAUAUUGAGGAACACGAAAAUGGACCGUAUCCUGUACAGCGUCGACUACCCUUUCGCGAAAAACGAGGACGGCCUGGAGUUCGUGCGGGACUUGGCGACCAGUGGACUUGUCACGGAGGACCAGCUUGAGAUGAUUGCCUUUCGAAACGCGGAGAAGUUGUUUGGCGUCAAGGCUGUGAAGAGAUUCUGA
This is a messenger RNA of Exophiala spinifera, 1038 nucleotides long. RefSeq lists its product as uncharacterized. Gene Ontology annotation, cellular component: cytosol; cytoplasm. Gene Ontology annotation, biological process: secondary metabolic process. Bases 1 to 1038 code for a protein of 345 amino acids. NCBI's taxonomy places the organism in Eukaryota, Fungi, Ascomycota, Eurotiomycetes, Chaetothyriales, Herpotrichiellaceae. The record is from RefSeq and is a predicted model, not a curated record. Gene Ontology annotation, molecular function: hydrolase activity; carboxy-lyase activity. The transcript has a single exon.